CCUCAUUUUCAAGGCUUGAUUCUCUCACAUGGGCCAGAAAUAUCUUUCAAGUUCCAGAUUGUGACAGGUUCCUGGGUGAGCAGUAGGUCUCUGUCACUCUGUCCUGGGGCUUUUGGAUGGGACCUUGCUCUGGAAGAAGCCAUGGACCUCUGGCUUUGGUUACUUUACUUCCUACCAGUAUCUGGAGCUCUGAGGAAGCUCCCAGAAGUCAAGCUGGAGGGGAUGCUGGGGAGAUCUAUUACCAUUGACUGUCCACUUCCUAAAGUGUCUGUGAGGGUAUAUCUGUGCCGGGAGGUGGCCAAGUCUGAAGCAUGUAUCACCGUGGUGUCCAGAACAUUUGUCAAGGAGGAGUACAAACACCGAACCACCAUGAAUCUGUUUCAAGACCAGAAGCUGUUCAGAGUGGAGAUUUCAGAGCUGACCAAGAAUGACAGCGGAGUCUAUGCCUGUGGGGCAGGCGUGCACACAGACCGAGGCAAGACCAAGAAAGUAAUCCUGGAUGUCCACAAUGACUAUGAGCCAUUCUGGGAAGAGGAGCUGAUGCCUGAGAUUCCACCAUGGUUUCAGGAACUUCAACAGGUGUCGGUGCCCCCUUGGCUCCGGAAUCCUGCCCAUGCCAGUCUUUUCGAAUUCAUCACACCCAAAGCAAGCAUAUCAGCUCCACGGACAGAGGCCCCUCCAGCAAGCCACUCCUCCCCCACCACCCCAGUCAUUCACCACCCUCGAGUUUCCAGAUCAUCUUCAGUGGCUGCUGCCCAGACCACAACCCUCCUGCCAUCCACCACGGACUCAAAGACCUCAGCACUGGAAGGGCUGCUCAGGCACCAGACAGCCAGCUACGAUCAUCACACCAGGCUUUACAGGCAGAGAGCCUUCAACCGUGGCCCAGGGUCUCGACUGGAAGGCCAAGGAUUUCACAUUCUGAUCCCCACCGCCCUGGGCCUCAUCCUGCUGACACUUCUGGGGCUGGUGGUGAAAAAGGUCAUCCAAAGGAAGAAAGCUCUCUCCAGGCGGGUCCGCCGACUGGCCGUGAGGAUGAGAGCCCUGGAGGCCCCUCGGCGGCCCCUGUCGCAGCGGCCCCCGGUGUCACAGUGGCCACGCUCCCAAAACAACGUCUACAGCGCCUGUCCUCGGCGCGAUCCCGGGGCCCACGGGGCGGGUGAGCGGGUUGCACCGGUCCCCGAACCCGGAGGGUCUGCGCUUCCCGCCCCGCAGCAGGUGUCCGAAGCCCCCUGGCCCCAUGUGCUAUCUCUGAAGACUAGCUGUGAAUAUAUGAGCAUCUGCUACCAACCUGCUGCCAAGGUGGAGGACACUGAUUCAGAUGACUACAUCAAUAUCUCCUGCCUGACUCACCCCUCCAGCUGUCCUCCCGAGCCCAAACCUUGAUGCCAAUGAGUCUUGUCUGUCUGCUGGUUUCCAACACCAGCUCCAUCUGUUUUCGGAGUCCUCAUUACCUCCCACAUCCCACCUUGAGUCUCUCCCUGUCUGAUCGCCCUAAGCAAAGCUUAGUCCCCACAGCUAUUCUUGCACAUUUUUGCAAAACCCUCAUAGCUUUCAGGUGGGCUCUGGCCAGUCAGAGCAUUUGUUCUGAUGUCACCUUAUUCCCCUUCAAGUAAUGUAACAGGCUAUGGGAUUUGCAGACUAUCUUUGAUCACAAGGUUUUUGCUGCCUUGGUUCUAGGGCAUGUGGCAUUAGGCUGAAGCAUAGGCACAGUCGUUGCUUCUGGAACCUUUCCCAGGCCUGGGCCUCAUACCAACAGAAGGCCCCUAGACUGCACCGUGAGCGUAUGCCUCAGCCCUUGAGCUAGGAAGGGACCUGGUGUGAAAGAAACGCCCCUGGCAACAUCUUUGCCCUGAUCUCAAGGAUGGCACUUACUAGCGAGCUUUACUCAUCUUGUGUCCUAUGGUAAGGGCAAUUUACUUUGAUGUGAUGUGAUAUAUAUGAUUCUAAAUUUUCAGAACCAUAUAUAUCUUUCUAUAUCUAUAAAUCCUCUUUAAGCCCCCCCUUCCUUGAUACUCAUAAGGAGACUGAUUCUGGCAUUGCCCCUCUUUUAGAAAUAGUUGUUGUCUCCUCUUUAUCCUUCCAUUCCCCAGCACUGCUAUUUGUGCUCAUACCUUAACCAUCUUAGCAAUGACCAUUACAUCUCUCUGCUUUCAGAAAUGCACCUUAUCCCUUUGGGGAAGGAAAGUGGCCUGGGAUCCCUGGAGGUCCAGGUGCUCUGAAAUAGCACUGUAUUGCGGAGAAAGAGGCAUCCUAUCUCAUCCAUAUGCUCUUGCACUUAAAUUCUCUAAGCAAGGGCAUAGGCAGACAUUGUAUCUUUAGACUGAAGUCAACUACAAAACUCAGCCAGAGCCCGAGACUAGAGAAUGCCCAGUCUUGUGGUUAGGAAGAAGGUCUCUCCCAGACACAACACUUACCCUCACUAGCCAGAAAUAGAAAGGAAAGACUGCCAGACUUGAGAUUCCUGCCUUUUAUUAGCAGGGCGUGCCAUCACAGAUUAGAGAGUCCGUCCACGUGCAAUGACACCAUCAGCAAUGUCAGCUUGACCCUGGCACCCCCUUGAGUGGCAGAUAAGGGAAGAAUAAGUAAGAUUAGAGGGGAGGCACCCAAGGGGAAGGGAUGGUGGAGAGGGUGGACAAGAACUGUUAAGGUUUAGUGAGCUGCUUUGUGUUGGGCACUUAACACAUAUCUUUUAUCCUUUACAUUUCAAACUGGUGCCCUCACCCCCACCCCACUGCUCUGUUCUUGGAGAUGUCAUGACAAUGUGAUGUCCAUGCCCGAACAUUCAACUUUGUAUUCCAGCAUCCCUCAUUGUUCCUCAACAAUUCAAAGAUGGCAAAAAAAUCCAGUUUAUUAAGCAUUUACUGAGCUCCACAUGGGUCCAGGGAUCAUGGAGGAUAAAAUAGAAGCAUGGGGCAUUGUCUCUGGUCUCUUCACAAUACUUAGUCUCACAAAUAAAUGUAACAUCAGUUAAAACACUCACAGGAAUUAAAUAGACUUGUAAUAAAUACAGAAAUCUUCAUAGA
Messenger RNA from Artibeus jamaicensis (Jamaican fruit-eating bat), 3026 nucleotides. It is a transcript of the gene FCMR, whose product is annotated as Fc mu receptor. Bases 142 to 1386 code for a protein of 414 amino acids. The record is from RefSeq and is a predicted model, not a curated record. The transcript has 8 exons. NCBI's taxonomy places the organism in Eukaryota, Metazoa, Chordata, Mammalia, Chiroptera, Phyllostomidae. Gene Ontology annotation, cellular component: plasma membrane. Gene Ontology annotation, molecular function: transmembrane signaling receptor activity.